This is a messenger RNA of Coccidioides immitis RS, 411 nucleotides long. RefSeq lists its product as uncharacterized. The record is from RefSeq and is a predicted model, not a curated record. The transcript is spliced from 2 exons. The coding region runs from base 1 to 411 and encodes 136 amino acids. Lineage: Eukaryota; Fungi; Ascomycota; Eurotiomycetes; Onygenales; Onygenaceae.
AUGCUUACGCCGUUGAAGAUCAUUCUGGAGUUGCGCCUCAAGGCCAGCGAAACUCGGGCCAAACAGGCUGUAGCUUUCGGACUGCCUGCUAAAGAUCCCGGGCCGCUCUUCCACUGGCGAAUCAACAGUUUGAGAGAGGAUUACCCUAAGCAGGAUAGAGUCCAGCUGAGCACGACCACGAUCGUCAAUAGAAUGGUAUGCGGAAAAGGCAGUGCUGACGGCGAAACUGGACGUGGGCGGAGCGUUGUGGUGCCAUUUAAGUUAACCACCGACCGAAUUUGGCAGUUGAGCCUCAUAUCAUCUGCCUACGUCCGGACUUCCACGCCAACUUCAUCUUCGCCGCUUACGCUGUCGAAAAGGCUCGCUCUCGGUAUCGGGGCGAUCUCUGCACCCAACUCGUUGGUUGACUGA